UUGAGUGGAAUAAAACGUAUAAUCUUGUAAAUUACAUAUAUAUAGAUACAUCUAGAUGAUGGGAAGGAGACCGUGCUGUGAUAACACCGGGCUGAACAAGGGGGCAUGGACUGCUGAAGAGGACAAGAAGCUCGUCAAUUUCGUUAUCACCAAUAAUUACAAGUGCUCCUGGAGAGAUGUUCCUAAACAUGCAGGACUACUAAGGUGUGGUAAGAGCUGCAGGCUGAGAUGGGUAAACUAUUUAUCACCGGAUUUGAAGAGGGGCCUUUUAACCGAACACGAAGAGAAGCUUGUUAUUGACCUCCAUUGUCAAUUUGGCAACAAAUGGUCAAAGAUUGCUUCACACAUGCCGGGGCGAACUGAUAAUGAAAUCAAGAAUCUGUGGAAUACCCACAUCAAGAAAAAACUAAGGAAGAUGGGAAUUGAUCCUCUCACUCACAAGCCACUAAAUGCUGAUCCUCCACCGGAUAAUCAUCACGAUCACUACCAACCCCAAGAAGCAGAACUACAAAAUGGAGAAGAAACACAAGGGCAUGAUAAAGAUCAAGAAGAUGAGAUUUCGUUAAUUUUUGAGGAGUCGACCAUCACUCACGCUGAUGAUCAACCGGCUAAAGAGCAAGAAUUAAUGGACACUGGCGAUGGUUUUUUACAUCAAGUCCCGAUGAAUAUUGAACCCAAUGAAAAUAAUGAUAAUGCCUUUUCUAUAUAUGAAGUCCCACUUAUUGAACCCUAUAAAAACAUAGAAGGUGGCUUUUCUACCCAUGAAGUUCUCUUGCUUGAACCCAAUGAAAACACUAGAGAUGGUUUUUCUACAAAUGAAGUCCAGUUCACUGAAUCCGAAGGAACUCUCUCGGGUCCUGAUUUACCAUCAUCUUGUUCUUCAACUACUUGUUAUAAUACAAGUGCAUCAACUACAAUUUCUAUUUCAACAACCAACUCAAUUCUUGAGGAUUUGAAGUCUUUGCAAUCUUUUGAAGAUUGGCAAAGCGAUGGUCACAGAAAAAUUUGCAUGGAAAACCCGGGUGACGCUUAUGAGGAUGAUUUCAUCGAUUGGAAUUGGUUGAUUAAUGAUUUUGAUAUUGACACAAUUGAUUUUGAACUUAUUAAGUCUCUUCCUGACCCUAUUACUCUCCAGAAUAAUCUUGGAUGAAGAAUGUUGCCAAGUACUAGCUGAUCUAGUCUAUAGUAAUAAUGAUUUAAGAGUUAGUUAUACUCUCUAUUUACUUUAACUUAAUUGUAUCUUUCAACUAUAUUAUUGGAAUAAAUCAAAUAUCAGUUGCCUUUCAAUCUAAUAAUAUCUUCAUUCCUUU
Molecule: messenger RNA, 1310 nt
Organism: Daucus carota subsp. sativus
Lineage: Eukaryota; Viridiplantae; Streptophyta; Magnoliopsida; Apiales; Apiaceae
Product: transcription factor MYB20
Exons: 3
Coding region: 56-1150 (364 amino acids)
Source: RefSeq, a predicted model, not a curated record